AUGGGCCAGGGCAGGAGUAAGCGGGUGGAUCGCGCACCUGCCGCUGGGUUGACUUCACGUGCGGGAAUUAUUCUGGAAUAUGUACAAGGUGGUGAGCCAAAGACCAGAUCUAUAGAUCUACUUAAUCUUAGACCUGACACAGAUGCCGUAGCCUUAGUAGAAGAAAUUCAAAAAGGAGAACCUCUCAUCACAGCUUCGUGCAAGGAACAUGUCAUACAUUUAGUACGAAGAUUGCAAGAGAAGCUAGGGGGAAAAGAGGAUCACAAGUUCUAUCUUUUUAAGGUACUUAGAGCACAUAUAUUGCCACUGACUAAUGUAGCAUUUAACAAAUCUGGUUCCCGCUUUAUCACUGGAAGCUAUGACAGAACCUGCAAAGUAUGGGAUACUGCAUCAGGAGAAGAGCUACGUACGCUGGAGGGACACGGAAAUGUUGUCUAUGCAAUAGCUUUCAAUAAUCCCUAUGGUGACAAGAUUGCCACUGGAUCUUUUGAUAAGACCUGCAAACUGUGGAGUACGGAAACAGGAAAAUGUUAUCAUACUUUCAGAGGACAUAGUGCAGAAAUAGUAUGUUUAUCAUUUAACCUUCAGAGCACGUUGGUGGCAACUGGAAGCAUGGAUACCACUGCCAAAUUAUGGGAUAUAGAGAAAGGAGAAGAAAUAGUCACUUUAAGUGGGCACUCAGCAGAAAUUAUUGCGUUGUCUUUCAACACCACUGGAGAUAGGAUUAUCACUGGCUCCUUUGACCAUACAGUAGCAGUGUGGGAUGUUGGCACUGGCAGGAUGUUACAUACUUUAAUAGGUCACCGAGGAGAGAUUAGCAGUGCACAGUUCAACUGGGACUGUUCUCUUAUCGUCACUGGAUCAAUGGACAAAACAUGCAUGCUGUGGAAUGCUAUAACUGGGACGCAUAUAGCAACUUUAACAGGUCACAGUGAUGAAAUAUUGGAUGUCUGCUUUGAUUAUGCUGGCCAGCGUAUUGCAACUGCCUCCGCUGAUGGAUCAGCAAGAGUCUAUAAUGCAGAAACAAAAAAGUGCAUUGCGAAGCUAGAAGGGCAUGGAGGUGAAAUUUCAAAGAUAUGUUUCAACCCUAAAGGCAAUCGUGUCCUAACAGCCAGCUCUGAUAAAACAGCUCGACUCUGGGAUGCUGCUACUGGAGACUGCCUUCAGAUAUUAGAGGGUCACACUGAUGAGAUAUUCUCCUGCGCUUUCAAUUACAAAGGCGAUAUAAUCAUUACAGGGAGCAAGGAUAACACCUGUAGAAUAUGGCAGUGACUGAAGACAAGGAAAGACCCAGUUUGGU
This is a messenger RNA of Aptenodytes forsteri (emperor penguin), 1300 nucleotides long. RefSeq names its product dynein assembly factor with WD repeats 1 (gene DAW1). The transcript has 13 exons. Gene Ontology annotation, molecular function: protein binding. The record is from RefSeq and is a predicted model, not a curated record. Lineage: Eukaryota; Metazoa; Chordata; Aves; Sphenisciformes; Spheniscidae. The coding region runs from base 1 to 1272 and encodes 423 amino acids.